GGCGGGAUGGAGUCGAUGGACGAGGCGAAGAAGGAGCGCCGACGGCUCGUGCUGCGCCUCCGCAACCGCGUCAAGCAGAAGAAGCGUCGGGAUCGGUACCUCAGCGAACGCGAGCGGCUUCUAGCGCAAGUGACCGAGAUGCGGUCGGUGCUCACGGAGCUUGGGCACAAGCAGGUCGUGCCCACGAGCUUGCUGCCAUGGAAGGACGUGGCCGGCAGCCUCGCGCAGGCCAGCGUCGAGGCGCGCCUCUCGCUCCAAGUGCUGCGCGACCGGUGCGAGGCCAUGUACCGCCUUGGCCGCGUCAUGUCGGCGUGGGUCGGGUCCAUGUCCCGCCGCAACAACGUGCCGGACGUGGAUCGGCCAUUCACAUCGACGCCGAUCGUGCUGCUCGCCGACGCAGCGUCCCGCAAGCUCGGCCUCGACUGGUUCACGCAGCACAUGUACCACAACACGGACCGCAUGCAGCAGCUUUGCGCCUUUCCGAGCGCGGGCACCGUCCGUGAUAUCUCUGUCGUCGACCACGAAAACGGCGUCUCGGACAUCCUUGGGCGUAUUCAGAUCGACUGCGACUUGCCGCUCGAGGCAACGUACGCAGCACUCCACGAUAAGAUCUGGGACGAACUCCGCGGCGACACGCAAGCCGCCAUGUCCGAGUUCCUUGACGGCGAUCUCAUCAAGAGCAUCGAUGCCAAGAUGGUGUAUCGACGUACAGCGCUCACAGCUGAAGAAAGCAACUACUACGUCUGCCGCGAGUUUGUGACCCAAGACCGGAUCGUGUUUCUGUUUGGGAAUUUCAGCCAAGACGCACUCCAGCCCGAGAAUGUCCGGUGGCGCCCCCGCAUGUUUUGGUACGUAUUGUCAUAUUGUGCGAUAGAAAUAAGGGAUUCAUUAAUUGCGCAUCUAGGUACUGCCUCGAGCGUUUAGGCGCCGGCCACACUCGCAUCAAGCAGAUGCUGUACAAUGGCCCCAAAGUUGUUCACAACCAGAUCAUCCCGUGGACGAAUGACGCCGACUGGAUUUUGAGCGACAGCAUCUCGGACAACCCGCAGUUCCAACAGUACGAGCGCUGGGUCAACAAGGACUGGCAAGCGAUGCUCGAGAGCGACUUUGCUGUCCUCUCGAGCCCCCGGCGCCGCGAUUUCUCCAGUGCGCCGUGAUGAGUUUCUGUAUCGGCAAUGAAUGAAUAGAUCUCUCCAUGUGUUUCAAAGGCAA
This is a messenger RNA of Saprolegnia diclina VS20, 1212 nucleotides long. RefSeq lists its product as hypothetical. The record is from RefSeq and is a predicted model, not a curated record. The transcript has 3 exons. NCBI's taxonomy places the organism in Eukaryota, Oomycota, Saprolegniomycetes, Saprolegniales, Saprolegniaceae. Bases 7 to 924 code for a protein of 305 amino acids.